AUGAGUAUAUCCCGAAAAAACGGCGAAAUUUCGAGCGAAUUUGAGGAAGAUAAUGAUAUUUCUUUAGAUGAAGAAUAUGAAGAGUCAAAAAACAAGAAAAAACAGAUUUUCUGUUCUAAUCAAAUAAAAGAGAGGAAAACAAGACAAUCUUAUCAUUUAGAAGAUAAGAAAAGCAAAGAUUCUGAGGAAGAGUGUAGAACAAUACAGGAUAAGAGAAAAACGAGAGAGAACGUUACAAGAGCAGCAAGAUGUACAGAGAGUUUACAUUUUGAUAUUAAAAGUUGGGGUAAUAUAGAGGCAAUUGAUAAAACAAUGUUUAAAGCAGUCGAUGAAAUAUUUGAAAAGGUUUUAUGGCCAUUUAGAUACAUAGAAAAUGAGGAAUUGAAUAAUGUUAAUGAAUUAAUACUAAAUGAUUAUUUAAAAACAUCAUUACCUUUAAAAGUGUAUAUAGGUACAUGCGAGCCAUCGAAAUUGCAUAUUAUUGAGAGAUUUUCUUUUUAUUCGUUAAACAAAGCAUAUCCAUUAAAAACGGGGUAUAUUAUUCAUACAGGUUUUCCUAUAUGGGGAUUAGAUUGGUGUCCUGGAUAUUUAGAAGGAAAACAAUAUUUGGCCGUUUCAGGUCAUCCUGAUUAUGAAACACAUUCAACACUUUUGUAUACGACAGAGCCCAAAAAAUCAGCUAUUCAAAUUUGGUCAUUUCUUCCUGGAUCUGAUGAUGGGUUAUGUAAUAAUCCUCAGCUAGAAAUAUUUAUUUUUCAUGCUUAUGGCUCUGUUUGGGAUCUUAAAUGGUGUCCUUUAACGUCAAAAAUAGAGGGAAAACUUGGAUUUUUAGCAGCCAUAUUUGGUGAUGGAUGCGCAAGAAUAUUUUCAAUUCCUUUAUCAAAUAAAUCAAAUGAAACAUUAUAUAUGAAACUUGAACAAGUUAAACUAUUUUUGAAAAUUCAUGAUACCAGAUGCACUUGUUUAUGUUGGAUCUCCUCAAAUAGAAUUGCUAUAGGCGCUUCUAAUGGUCAAAUUUGUAUUCUUGAUCUUGAAAAAAAAGAUCCAAACAUUCCAAUUAUAUCUUUUUUUGCUCAUAAUACAUAUAUUAGAAAUAUUGCAUCAUGUUCACCAUCUUAUCCGAAUUUAUUAAUUAGUUCAGCAUAUGAUUGUACAGUAAAAAUAACUGAUAUUAGAGAUCCUUUAGGUGAUAUAGCAUUUAUACAAAGACAAAGAGCUAUGAAUUAUAUUGUUCAGUGGUGGGAUAAACUUUCAUGUAUUAUUCUCAGUGAUAAUAUGUGUGGCUUACGUUUUAUAUUUUCUCGAGCUUUACAGUCCUCGAACCAUAUAAUUUCUCUUGAUGGGACUCUUUGGGCAAUUGCAAUAAGUCCAGUACAUCCAUUUGUAGCAGUUACUGGAGCUGAUGGAACAGCUGCAAUUGUUAAUUUUGUUAAAAAAACAUUUUCAAAAUUACGUCAACCUCUUUCAAUUCGUAAAAUAUAUCAAUUAAGUAUUAAUUAUCAAGACAUGAGUUAUCUUUUAGUUGAGAAUUUUAAGCCAGAAAAAUAUCAAAAAAUUAAUUCUAAUCCUAUAAUAUUUCCUCCAGAAAUUGGAAUUACAGUUGCCUCAUGGAAUCCUACUAAAAAAUAUGGCGGUUGGUUAGCAAGUGGUUCUGCAUCAGGAAUUCUUAGAGUAGAAGAUCUUUCAUUUUGA
Molecule: messenger RNA, 1692 nt
Organism: Pneumocystis carinii B80
Lineage: Eukaryota; Fungi; Ascomycota; Pneumocystomycetes; Pneumocystales; Pneumocystaceae
Exons: 11
Coding region: 1-1692 (563 amino acids)
Biological process (GO): transcription by RNA polymerase III
Cellular component (GO): transcription factor TFIIIC complex
Molecular function (GO): protein binding
Source: RefSeq, a predicted model, not a curated record